Molecule: messenger RNA, 3524 nt
Organism: Rhododendron vialii
Lineage: Eukaryota; Viridiplantae; Streptophyta; Magnoliopsida; Ericales; Ericaceae
Product: probable receptor-like protein kinase At5g24010
Exons: 1
Coding region: 692-3178 (828 amino acids)
Biological process (GO): protein autophosphorylation
Cellular component (GO): plasmodesma; plasma membrane
Molecular function (GO): transmembrane receptor protein tyrosine kinase activity; ATP binding
Source: RefSeq, a predicted model, not a curated record
UCACCAUUAAUAAAUCCAUUAACUUCCCAUGCCUACUGCCUUCCCCUGUCCCUUCAUAUUGCUGUAAGCCUGUAAUCCACUUCCCGACCUUCACUGCUACCACUCCAUUGCUACUCCUGAAAGUCAAAAACGCUCCCCCUUUUCUGUCCUCCUACAAAAAGCUGUCCCUAUUUGGCAUUUAUUGUACCAUCUGAAUCAAACCCAUAUCCUAAAUUCACUCAAGAAGCCAUCGAACUCAUCCCAUUUUCUUUCACCUUCAAAAAUUUCCCUGGAAAAGCAGUCCUUAUUUGGCAUAUAUUGUACCAUCUGAAUCAAACCCAUACCCUGAAUUCACUCAAGAAUCCAUAAAACUCCUUUUCUUCAUUCACCUACAAAAGUUUCACUAGUAAGCUGUCCCUUAAUUGGCAUAUAUUGCACCAUCUGAAUCCAACCCAUCUCCUGAAUUCACUCAAGAACCCAUAACUUCCCAUUAAUAGAACACGCAAUCCUUCUUGGCUUCUCUCUCUCUCUCUCUCUCUCUCUCCAACUUCCUCUCUCUUUCCUCCACUUCCCACCAGCUUUCCAUGAAUCCCAUCUGCUAGAUUUCCUAUCACCAGUCACUCUCCACAAACCCACAAAAAUCUCCAUCAAUCCCAUCUCUUUUUUCUUCUUCUUUUUUAUGCUGGGCAAAAAAAAAUUCUCAGUUGCAUGAAUGGAGACUAAAAUCAUUCCGUUCCUCUGUAUAGCUUUCUCUCUCAUCUACUCCUCACUUCCUUCUCUCUCCACUGCUUUCACACCUCGAGAUAACUACCUCAUCAGCUGUGGGUCAAGCGCCAACAUAACUGUCGAUAACCGCCUCUUCGUUGGCGAUUUGACAAAACCCAUUUCUAUUUCUCUCUCUUCAGGUGAAUCAGUUCCCCUCACUAACCCAAAUCCAUCUCCAAAUUCUACCCAACUUUACCAAACAGCUAGGGUUUUCACCACUGCUUCGAGCUAUAAGUUCAAUAUCAAGCAAACUGGAAAGCACUUGGUGCGUCUUCAUUUUUUCCCAUUUAUUUCUCAGCAAUAUAACCUCAACAAUGCAAAUUUCAGUGUUUUAGCUAAUGGGUUCUCGAUUUUGACCGAUUUUAGUACUAGAAAUAAUGUGAUUAAGGAGUUUGCUAUGAUGGUUAAUGUUUCAGCUUUUGAGGUGUUGUUUGUACCUACAAACCCUAAUUCAGGGUUUGCAUUUGUCAAUGCAGUUGAAGUGUUUUCGGUUCCUAGUGAUGUAAUUUUGGAGUAUGAAGCUAGAUUGAUUGGUUCUGAUGGAGUUGUUGAAGUGUUUGGUAAUAUGUCUAGUUAUGUUUUAGAAACUGUGCAUAGGAUAAAUGUUGGGGGUCCAAAAUUGACCCCUUUCAAUGAUACCCUUUGGAGGACUUGGAUUCCUGAUGAGGAUUUUCUAGUUCUGAAAUCCGCUGCGAAAAUUGCAACAACCACAGAUGCACCGAAUUAUCAGAAGGGCGGUGCGAGCAGAGAGAUUGCUCCUGAUAAUGUUUACAUGACUGCACAACAGAUGAAUAGGGAUAACCUAAAUACAGCUUCUAUGUUUAAUAUAACUUGGAAUUUUCCAGUGGAUUCAGGGGUUGCUCGAUACUUUGUUCGUUUGCAUUUUUGUGAUAUCGUUAGUCAGUCGCUUAACCAGCUUUACUUCGAUGUGUAUAUAAACGGGUUUGUUGGAUACAAAGAUGUUGAUCUGUCGACUCUUACUUUCCAUUUGUUUGCAUCUCCGUAUUACAUUGAUAGUGUGGUGGAUUCGGAUGGUUCAGGGGUUGUGCGGAUUAGCGUGGGUCCUUCUGAGCUUAGCAGUCCAUUGAGAAUGAAUGCCAUUUUGAAUGGGGUAGAGAUCAUGAAAAUGGUGAAUUUUGUGGAGGGUUCGAAUACUGGGUCCAAGAAAACAAGUACUUGGGUUUUGGCUGGUUCAAUUGUUGGAGCCUUUGCUCUUUUGUGUUUGUUAGCAGUCCCGUUUUUAUUGAUAUUGAGACAAAGGAAGCAGAAACGGAGACCAAAACCUGUGGAAAGUAUGGGGUGGACGCCUUUGAGAGUAUAUGGAGGGAGUUCUAACAGUAGGCUAUCUGAAGGGACAUCUCUUGCAUUGAGGAUUCCUUUUGAGGAAAUACAAAUGGCAACAAACAAUUUCGAUAGAAAACUGAUAAUCGGAUCCGGUGGAUUUGGUAUGGUUUACAAAGGGGUCCUUAAAGAAAAUGUAAAGGUCGCCGUGAAGCGAGGGGUUCCAGGAUCAAGGCAAGGCCUCCCUGAAUUCCAGUCUGAAAUUACAGUUUUGUCCAAAAUACGUCAUCACCACCUUGUUUCGCUUGUUGGGUAUUGUGAAGAACAGUCUGAAAUGAUACUUGUUUACGAAUAUAUGGAAAAGGGGCCAUUGAAAAAACAUCUAUAUGGUUCUUCUGGAUUACCACCUUUGUCUUGGAAACAAAGGCUUGAAAUAUGCAUUGGCGCCGCCAGAGGGCUCCACUACCUUCAUACAGGUUCGGCUCAGGGAAUUAUCCACCGUGACAUCAAAUCUACCAAUAUUUUACUCGACGAAAAUUACGUUUCUAAGGUUGCUGAUUUUGGUCUCUCAAGAUCCGGUCCAUGUCUGGAUGAGACCCAUGUAAGCACAGGUGUCAAGGGUAGUUUUGGGUAUCUUGAUCCAGAAUAUUUCAGGAGGCAGCAACUUACAGAUAAAUCAGAUGUUUAUUCAUUUGGGGUUGUGCUUUUUGAAGUUGUUUGUGCUAGACCUGCUGUGGACCCAUUGCUUGAGAGGGAUCAAGUGAAUCUUGCUGAAUGGGCAAUGGAAUGGCAGAAGAAGGGUUUACUUGACCAGGUCAUUGAUCCAUAUCUCAUGGGGAAGAUAAAACCUAGCUCUCUGCAGAAAUUUGGUGAAACGGCGGAGAAAUGUGUGGCUGAAUACGGGGUUGACAGGCCGACGAUGGGGGAUGUGUUGUGGAACUUGGAGCAUGCACUUCAGCUUCAGGAAACUGGGAGCCAAAGGGAACAUCAAGAACAUAGUUGUAUCAGUGCUCCAGAGCUACCAACAUUCAGAACUGUUCCUCGAGUUCCCUCGCGCCAUGUUGGAAUUGAUGGACGUAAUGGUGGCGAUGGGCAUUCAGACAUAACGACGAGCCAAGUUUUUUCGCAAUUGAUGCACAACAAUGGUAGAUAAGUUAAUGGGUUCAUACAGUAAAUGGAGCAAUUCCUGCUCAAACACAACAUCAACUGUGUUACCCUGAUAUCUGCAGAGCAUUCAUUCGGAGGUACUGUGUGUAGUUUAUGUUAUUGUUUCGAUCAUUCUUAUUUGGGGAGUUCAUCUCCUUUCUGGUUCAUAUGACAGUCAUAGAUACAUGUUAAUGGUGGUCUUAGAUAAAUGUAAGUAGUAUGCAUACAAUUCACUAAUAUUGUAAUUGUCUCUGUAAUUUGUACGUCCAAUGUAAUGUUUAUUCUGCACAAGGUCAAAUACAAGUUGUUUGAUAUGGUGAAGUAAAAUUGUAUAUGUAUGCAUAUUCUUGCUA